Molecule: messenger RNA, 1353 nt
Organism: Phragmites australis (common reed)
Lineage: Eukaryota; Viridiplantae; Streptophyta; Magnoliopsida; Poales; Poaceae
Product: FKBP12-interacting protein of 37 kDa-like
Exons: 13
Coding region: 238-1212 (324 amino acids)
Biological process (GO): regulation of alternative mRNA splicing, via spliceosome
Cellular component (GO): nucleus
Source: RefSeq, a predicted model, not a curated record
GCGCCUUCAAUUUUCUCGGCUCAAAUCUUAAAAUGCGUCGUUCCCAGCCCAAAAGCCGACUCCUCGAUCUUCCAGUCCCGAAGGCUCCCUCGGCCGCCGUCCUCAAGCUAGGUUAAAGCGCUGCUCGCCCGCCGGCCUCCUCCUCCCCCGCUUAUUUUCCUCGGAGCGUGGAGGAGGAAGCUCAACCUUGCACGCAGGCUCUCCAUUCACCGCCCUCUACGUUGGCCGUCGCUACAGAUGAACACGGAUCCAGGCGAGAAAAAGCCGUUCGGCGAUCUGGACGACGAUGACGAUGACGUCUUCGCUUCCAAGAAGGAAAAUACAAAGGUGGAGGAAAGUGCACCAGGAGCUGCGACAGGAAUGAUUCUGUCUCUUCGUGAAAGUUUGCAGGAAUGUAAACAUAGCCUUGCAUCCUGCCAGGUUGAACUGGAAGCUGCUAAAUCGGAAAUCCAGAAGUGGCAUUCGGCAUUUCAGAACAUUCCAGCUGUACCUGCUGGAACAAAUCCAGAUCCUGUUUCAGUGGUUUCUUACCUCAGUAACCUGAAGUCAUCAGAGGAGUCAUUGAAGGAGCAGCUGGAGAAAGCAAAGAAAAGAGAGGCUGCUUAUAUUGUAACAUUUGCAAAACGGGAGCAAGAGAUUACAGAACUGAAGUCUGCAGUUAGAGAUUUAAAAACUCAAUUAAGGCCACCGUCAAUGCAGACAAGGAGACUAUUGCUUGAUCCAGCAAUUCAUGAGGAAUUUACUCGCUUAAAGAAUCUUGUGGAUGAGAAAGAGAAAAAGAUAAAGGAGCUACAAGACAAUGUUGCUGCUGUCAAUUUUACUCCAUCCAGCAAACUUGGGAAAAUGCUAAUGGCCAAAUGUAGAACAUUGCAAGAGGAAAAUGAAGAGAUUGGGGCGAUGGCUUCGGAAGGAAAAAUCCAUGAACUUGGAAUGAAAAUUGCAGUUCUGAAGUCCCAGAACAAUGAGCUCAGGAAUCAAUUCGAUGUUUUGUAUAAACACAUGGAUGGUGUAACAAAUGACGUUGAGAGAUCAAACGAAAUGGUGUCCAUUCUGCAAGAGGAGUUAGAAGCCAAGGAUUUAGAGCUGAGAAGAUUAAAGGAGAUGCUUUCCCAGAAAGAAGCUACUGAAGACACAGCAGUCGAAGAAAGUGACGAAGCUGGAAAUGAUUUGAAUACAGCUUCAGAUCCACAGCAAGUAAAAGUGGAAAGUUGAGGCAACCACAGUUGCCCGUAGUGGUACUUGGGUUGUUUUCAGAAACCUAUCUGUAUGCUUGAUAUAACUGAAUUUCUUUGAAUGCUGAUGUAUCGAAAGUACUAAAUUACGCUGUGUAUGUAAUAAAUCUCAUUUAUGCCU